Messenger RNA from Closterium sp. Naga37s-1, 4212 nucleotides. The record is from the annotation of a GenBank genome assembly. NCBI's taxonomy places the organism in Eukaryota, Viridiplantae, Streptophyta, Zygnematophyceae, Desmidiales, Closteriaceae.
AUGGUGCAUUCCUGUUCUAUCCACACGUCGACGCGCUACUUACUGCAUGAGUCAUGCCCUCCCUUUUCCCGCCAGGUACCCGCGUCUUCCGACCCGGGCAUUCCCUGGCAUGAUAGCCCCGACCGACGGAGCGAUCACAGCCAGGAGGAGGAGAGUGAGAGAGACGAGGAAUGGGAGGAGGUGGGUGGGGAGGGCGGGGACGAGCAGGGAGAGGAGGAAUGUGAAGCAGAGGUGGAUGUAAAAGAAGACGAGGAGGAGACAUGGGAGGAUGAGAACGAGGAUGAGGAUGGGAGAUGGGAAGAGGAGGAGAAAGGGGCAGAAGGGGAGAUGGAAGGGGAUGACGUGGACAGGAGGGUUGAAGAGGGGUUAGAGGAAGGUGAUGGGAAAGGGUCGAAGGAGCGGGAGGAGGAGAAAGAAUGGGAGGAAAAGGAGGAGGAAGAGGAGGAUGAAAGGGAGGAGGAUGAGGAGGCGUGGGAAGAAGAAGGGGAUGGGGAUGAAGAGCGAGCGUGCGACGUAGAAGCGGAGGAGCGCGAGGCGGAUGAGGGGGAGCGGGUGGCAGGCGGGGGAGCCGUUGACUCGUGGCGUGCGGGUGAGGGUGAGGUGGCGAUCAACAGCGCGAGCAGGCAGCCGCACGCCGCGGAGGCAGAGGUACAAGUGGCGGGAAGGGGGGAGGCCAGGGCGGUGGAGGAGGGGGAAAGGGCGGAGGGGAGGAGCGGACGGGCAGAGGGCAGAACGGAGGAGUUGCAGCGAGGGCUGGAGGGAAGUGGUGCUGUUGGCGCGGCAGCAGCAGAGUCGUGCGAGGGCGCAACAGGGGAGGGCGCAACAGGGGAGGGCGCAGCAGCGGGGGGUGCAGCAGCGGCGGUUGCAGUGGGGAGUGCAGCAGCGGGGACGUGGCGGCUGCGGGGAGUGCGGUGGAGCAAGCGGUGGCGCGCGCUGGGCGGAGAGGCGGGUGGAGAGGCGGGCGGAGAGGCGGGCGGGGAGGCGGGCGGGGAGGCGGGUGGAGAGGCGGGCAGGGAGGCGGGUGGAGAGGCGGGCGGGGAGGCGGGUGGAGAGGCGGGCGGGGAGGCAGGCGGAGAGGCGGGCGAAGAGGUGGCAGAGCGAGCGGCGUUGGAGCUGAUGCGGGGUGGUGAGAUGUCGGGAGAGCAGGCAACGGCCACGGGAGGGCAGGGAGGCGAGCAGCAGGCGCAGGAGGGUAAAGGUGGUGCUGCUGUGGGCGGCGGUGGGGCGGCGGGCAGCGACGGAGGCACGGAAGCAGAUGUGGGUCGGGUGUCCCUGGCCUUUGCGGCCCUGGGGUGGGGUGGUGGGCGUGGCGAAGAGGAGAAGGAGGCGUUGGUGCAGAGAGGGAGUGGAGAUGCAGGGAGGGAUGUGGUGAGGGUGGCGCGCAUGGACGCCCCUCUGGACCCCACCAGUGCUGCCCUGCAGAGCGGCAUGCAGUGGAUCGAGGACACCACUCGCCGCUCCGUGACCAUUGGCGCUGACGGUCGCGUUCAUAGUGGGCCUCUCAGCGGGCCGCUCAGUGGGCCUUGCAAUGCGAUUCACAGCCUGAGCGGGCCUCUGGUGCGGGCGGGCAGUGGGCCACUGGGAGCGCGAGUCAGGAGCCCUUCAGGCAGGCUGCGCAGCAUGCCGCUCAGGCGAUGGGGCAGCGGGCCCUUGACCCGCCAAGGCAACUGGCGCUACAACCGGGCAGGCAGCGGGCCUUUAAGCCACCAGGGCAGCGGGCUGCUGAGCCAGAGCAGUGGGUGCUAUAACCAUACAGGCAGUGGAACAGGCAGCGGUGCAGGCAGCGGGCCACUGAGCCAACAGAGCAGUGGGCCGCUGAGCCAAAGCAGCGGGUGCUACAGCGGGGCGGGCAGUGGGCCUCUGGGGGAGCUGUUGAGCGGCAGUCUGAGCCAGCCGUCCCAUGAGGCGUUUCGCCUGGCAGCGCAGUGGGAAGAGAGGCCUCUAGAUCCACUGGACCUCUUGGGCCCUCUGGCUGGAGGCGGGAGCGAGGCUGGUGUGCUUGGUGCUUUCAAUGGCGUAUGGGGCGGGCUUAAGAGGGGCGAUGCAGGUGGCGGCUGGAUGGAGGACGUGUUUGGCGGGCUGGUGGGCGAGCAGAGGGCGAUGGGGUGCAGACAGGCGCUACUUGAAGUGAACGGUGUGGUGAGUUCACAUGAUGAGAAGCAGCAGCAGCAGCACUCAGCAGUUAUCCCGGGAGACUCACAGAAGGGCUUGUCUCCUGGGAGUUGUAUGGCUGGGAUGGCGAUGGGCGCUGGGUCAAGUGUGCACGGGGAGAACAGUUCAGAGAUGUUUGAGUCUGCUACUAGCGAGGAUGAGGAGUUCUUUGAUGCCGAGACGAGGAGGAGGUCCUGGGGGAGUGAGGGAAUUGAAGGGAUCGAAUGGAUGGAAGCGGUAGAAGGGAUGGAAGAAAUUCAGGAGGGCGAGGAGAGCUGGGGGGAGAGCGAGAUGAUGCAGCAGGCGAGAGCAGCAGCGGAUGGAUUGGGUGAGCUGAAGGAGUGCAGCGGGGAUGGUGAUGGGGUGAAUGCUCCUCUUCAGCCUUGCCAUGCAAGCUCAGAAGAGCCACAAUUUAGGGGAGUGGUGGGAGAGGGUUUAAGGAAGGACAGUGAUGAACAGGGGAGUGCGUUUGACGGCGAGGAAGGGGGAGUGGGGAGGUGCGAGGGGAAGAGGGAGAGGCAAGCAUGGGAGGAGAUUCUGGAUGCGACGAUUGCCAUGGGGCAGUGUGCUGGCGAGGAGCGGGGCGCGACUGUGGAGGAUGUUCCUAGCAACGCCUUCCUGACAUUGUUGCAGGCUGGCAGCGAGGAGAGGCGGACGGAGGACCAAAGGUGGAGCGUGGAGGGCGUUGGCGUUGAGGAUAAGGGGGAGGUUGUGAGAGGACAAGAGGGGACGGUAAUGGAUGGACAAUGGACGGGUACAGUGAGUGGUGAGGAGCAACUGGAAGCGGUGGUGGGAGAGGGAGAGGGGGGAGAUGAUGAAGAGGAUAAGGUUCAAGAAUUUCAGCAAGAGGAACUAGGGGAGGGGGGUGAGGAGGAGGAGGAGGAGGAGGAGGAGGAGGAGGAGGAGGAGGAGGAGGAGGAGGAGGAGGAGGAGGAGGAGGAGGAGGAGGAGGAGGAGGAGGAGGAGGAGGAGGAGGAGGAGGAGGAGGAGGAGGGAGAAGAGGAGGAGGUAGAAGAGGAAGAGGUAGAAGAGGAAGAGGUAGAAGAGGAAGAGGUAGAAGAGGUAGAAGAGGAAGAGGAGGAAGAAGGAGAGGAGGAGGAAGAAGAGGGAGAGGAGGAGGAAGAAGAGGGAGAGGAGGAGGAAGAAGAGGGAGAGGAAGGGGAAGAAGAGGGAGGAGAGGAGGAGGAAGAAGACGAAGAAGAGGAAGAGGAGGAAGAGGAGGAAGAAGAGGAGGACGAGGAAGAUAAAGAAGGGGAGGAAGCGGAAGAGGAGGAAGACGAGGAGGAAGUGGAAGAGGAGGAGAAUGACGAGGAGGAAGACGAGGAAGACGAGGAGGAUGGGGAGGAGGGUGAGAAAGACGAGGAAGAGGAGGACGAGGAAGGGGAGGAUGAUGAGGGAGAAUGUGAUGAGCAGUGCCACAAGCAUGAAGAUCCCAAUGGCAUGUCCUUGGUCCUGGAGCCAUCUUUACGGACUGAGUGGGAUGAGAGUGAGGAUGAUAAGAGCCUGCAAGCACUCGAGGUAGCAGCCAGGUGUGCAGCUUAUGAGGCAACCUUUAGGCUCAAGGUGCAGCAGGCAGAGCAUGAUGCCAGUGGUUGCAAGUUCACCUCAUUUGCGCCAGCUAGUGCAAGAUCGGCAGGCGUGCUGGUGAAAGGGUGCUGUGAUGAAGGUAAGAGGGAUGAGGAGCCUGGCACUGGAAAGGGGGUUGAGCCAGAAAGGGGAGGUCGUCAGGAACUGUCUGAUUCAGAGUCGGGCAAAAACACGAGCUCGGGUUCCUCAUCUGAUCAGAGUGAGGGACACACUUCAGAGGUUUCAGAUCUAUCUGGAGAGCAGGCUGACACCGAAAGCACUGGAGAUGAGGUGGAGGAGGACGAGCUGGAAAUGGCUUUCUUGUUCCGCCAGCUGCGGCUGUUUCAUGCAAGCCCAAGACCAACACCGACAAUGAAGCAGAGCCAUUGGUCUAUCUGGGAAAACGAUGAGCUGCCAUGGCGACCAGAGCUCCCCAUGAUAAUGGAAGUGCCUGGACUUGAAGCCCUUUGCGUUGCAGAGCAACAGCAGCAGUGA